CGCCACGGAACCUGAGGUGCGGGCCCUAAGCCGAGCUAAAGUCGUUGCUGGCGUCCGAGGCGGGUGCAACCCCGGAGGCAGAACCGAAGACGAGCUGAGGAAGCCCGGGGAGGUCGAUACUACCCCUUCCCGGUCAGGUCGGCUCCCUGUCCCUUCCCACCAUUCACCGCUCGCGUCUCCUCAAGCGUUUGCAUGCGCUCUCUCGCGUGGGCAGGCCGGGGUGACCAUGUAGCGGGAAAGCCUGAGGAAGCACGGGUGCCCGGGACGAGCUCAGCGCUGACGGCACGCCGCUCCGGCGCCCCCCGCAUCCCCCGCCGCGGCCUGCGGGGCCCUGCAGGGAACCCCGGCCUCUCGAGGAGGCCUGGCCCCGAGCGCCGCCAAGUCUCGCCUUGUCUCGCGAGAGUCCAAGUUGAGAACAUGGCGACGUCUAAUCUGUUAAAGAAUAAAGGUUCUCUCCAGUUUGAAGACAAGUGGGAUUUCAUGCGUCCAAUUGUUUUGAAGCUUUUACGCCAGGAAUCUGUAACAAAGCAACAGUGGUUCGAUCUGUUUUCGGAUGUACAUGCUGUCUGUCUUUGGGAUGAUAAAGGCUCAUCAAAAAUUCAUCAGGCUUUAAAAGAAGAUAUUCUUGAGUUUAUUAAGCAAGCACAGGCACGUGUACUGAGCCAUCAAGAUGACACAGCUCUGCUAAAGGCAUAUAUAGUUGAAUGGCGAAAAUUCUUCACACAGUGUGAUAUUUUACCAAAACCUUUUUGUCAACUAGAGGUGACUUUAUUGGGUAAACAAAGCAGCAAUAAAAAAUCAAAUAUGGAAGACAGUAUUGUUCGAAAGCUCAUGCUUGAUACGUGGAAUGAGUCAAUUUUUUCAAAUAUAAAGAACAGACUCCAGGAUAGUGCAAUGAAGCUGGUGCAUGCUGAGAGAUUAGGGGAAGCUUUUGAUUCCCAGCUGGUCAUAGGAGUGCGAGAGUCCUAUGUUAAUCUUUGUUCUAAUCCUGAGGACAAGCUUCAGAUCUAUAGGGAUAAUUUUGAGAAGGCAUACUUGGACUCAACAGAGAGAUUUUAUAGAACACAGGCACCUUCAUAUUUACAGCAAAAUGGUGUGCAGAAUUAUAUGAAAUAUGCAGAUGCUAAAUUAAAAGAAGAAGAAAAAAGAGCACUCCGAUACCUAGAAACAAGACGAGAGUGUAACUCUGUGGAAGCACUCAUGGAGUGCUGUGUAAAUGCGCUGGUGACCUCGUUUAAAGAGACCAUUUUAGCAGAAUGCCAAGGCAUGAUCAAGCGAAAUGAAACUGAAAAGUUACAUUUGAUGUUUUCAUUGAUGGACAAAGUUCCUAAUGGGAUAGAGCCGAUGUUGAAGGAUUUGGAGGAGCACAUCAUAAGUGCUGGCCUAGCAGACAUGGUGGCAGCUGCUGAAACCAUCACUACUGACUCUGAGAAGUAUGUGGAGCAAUUACUUACAUUGUUUAAUAGAUUCAGUAAACUGGUCAAAGAAGCUUUUCAGGAUGAUCCUCGUUUCCUUACUGCAAGAGAUAAGGCAUAUAAAGCAGUUGUUAAUGAUGCUACUAUAUUUAAACUUGAAUUGCCUUUGAAGCAAAAAGGAGUGGGGUUGAAAACUCAGCCUGAGUCAAAAUGCCCUGAGUUGCUUGCCAAUUACUGUGACAUGUUGUUAAGGAAAACACCAUUAAGCAAAAAACUAACAUCUGAGGAGAUUGAAGCCAAGCUUAAGGAAGUGCUCUUGGUACUUAAAUAUGUACAAAACAAAGACGUUUUUAUGAGGUAUCACAAAGCUCAUCUUACCCGACGUCUCAUAUUGGACAUCUCUGCUGAUAGUGAGAUUGAAGAAAACAUGGUAGAGUGGCUAAGAGAAGUUGGUAUGCCAGCAGAUUAUGUGAACAAGCUUGCUAGAAUGUUUCAGGACAUAAAAGUAUCUGAAGACUUGAACCAAGCUUUUAAGGAAAUGCACAAAAAUAAUAAGUUGGCAUUACCAGCUGAUUCAGUUAAUAUAAAGAUUUUGAAUGCUGGUGCUUGGUCUAGAAGCUCUGAGAAAGUCUUUGUCUCUCUUCCUACGGAACUGGAGGAUUUGAUACCUGAAGUAGAAGAAUUUUACAAAAAAAAUCAUAGUGGUAGAAAAUUACAUUGGCACCAUCUCAUGUCAAAUGGAAUUAUAACAUUUAAGAAUGAAGUAGGGCAGUACGAUUUGGAAGUAACCACGUUCCAGUUGGCUGUGCUGUUUGCAUGGAACCAAAGGCCCAGAGAAAAAAUCAGCUUUGAAAAUCUGAAACUUGCAACGGAACUCCCUGACGCUGAACUUAGAAGGACUUUAUGGUCUUUAGUAGCUUUUCCCAAGCUCAAACGGCAAGUAUUGUUGUAUGACCCUCAAGUCAACUCACCCAAAGAUUUUACAGAAGGCACCCUUUUCUCAGUGAACCAGGACUUCAGUUUAAUAAAAAAUGCAAAAGUACAGAAAAGGGGAAAAAUCAAUUUGAUUGGACGCUUGCAGCUCACUACAGAACGAAUGAGAGAAGAAGAAAAUGAAGGGAUAGUUCAGCUAAGAAUAUUACGAACCCAGGAAGCCAUCAUACAAAUAAUGAAAAUGAGAAAGAAAAUUAGCAAUGCUCAGCUACAGACUGAAUUAGUAGAAAUUCUGAAAAACAUGUUCUUACCACAGAAGAAAAUGAUAAAAGAACAAAUCGAGUGGCUGAUCGAGCACAAGUACAUCCGGAGGGACGAGGCCGACAUCAACACCUUCAUAUACAUGGCGUAGUGAGCCCUGCCUGCGCAGCCGCACACCCGGAGUCCUGGGCGGGAGGCCGUCCCAGUCCCAGCUGCAGGAAGGUUUAUUUGGACUUUGAUUACAUAAAUAUUAAACUCUGCCUUACCUUACAAAACGACUCUAUUGUGCCAGUCACGUUAGUUAGCAUGAUGGCAUUCCCUUCAUGUUGCACACUCUUUACCAGCAUGCUGUUCUGUGGAGAAACUUGCAUUCAUGAAGAGCCCAUUAUGAACUUUCAAAGUCAAUUCACUUUUUAUCCACCUAGAGAAAUAACAUUUUGGAAUGGUGAGGGUGGGUUCUUUUUGCUUCUUAUAUCCCCUUUCCUCUUCAAAGGAAUACACUUGCACAGGGAAGGGUUUUCAGAUAGUCAUGCACUGAAAAAUGCUGGGGGUUUUUGUUUGUUUGUUUGUUUGUUUGGGUUUUUUUUAAUGCAAUUAAAGCUAGAGGUAGCACUCAGCUACUUUUGAUGAGAAGAGUGAAUUGUCAACACCGUGUUGGGCAAGGGCAGGCACACUGGAGAAAACACGUGCGCCAGUGUCAAUUUGUUUGUCAAACACGCUCUCACUUUAGUGACUGGAUCUUAAUGGUAACCUGAAAAUGGUAUUAAAUAUUUAUACCUGAUUACAAAUCCUGAUUUUUAUUGAGCAGGAGAGUGCUGUUUAGUUAUUUGUUGUUAAAUGAUAACAGUUUGGAAUUUUCUUUUUAAACCUUAUAUGGCUGGAGAGCUUGUUUUGAAAACAUGAAGUUUAUAAUGAAUGUUACUUCAUUUAAAACAUUUAUGGGUAUAGGCCCAUCACUGAUUGCAGAAUCAGGAUCUCAAAGCAAACAUUAAGUGUGUUACUAAUACACUUAAUAUUCAUACACCUAAUAUUUAUUAAACUGUACCUAAAUUUGUUGAAAACAAUGCAGAAAUAUUCUGAUACAGUACAGUGAGAGAAUUGCUUUCUUAACCUGUAGCAUAGAUUAUUUGGUGAUUGAAAGUGUUGUGAUUAGGGAUUUACCACCUCAGUUUUCUGGAAAGACAUUCUCUAUUUAAAAAUAAUAAUUACCUGCCACUUAGCAGGAAGAAAGGUGAGAUUACGACCUGCAACCUGAAAAGCACUCAGAGUUGUUAGUCUUAACAUGAACAGUAACCUUGCCAAAUAUGUACAUAUAUAUUUAUAUAUUUUAAAAAUAAACAUUUUUAAAAUGUUCAGUGGGCAACACCUACCUUGCUCCUCUCGGUAAUCCAGAGUGGUGACUCAGGACUUCACAGAGCAGUGGAAAGUUAGAAAUUGAGGACUUGAGCAACUGAAGAGAAUUCUUCCCCCGCAGGAAGAAUGGCUCCCUGUGGACUUCUACUCAUCGUGGUGCACGUUUCAAGUUUUCUUGCAAAUUUUAGAAUUUUUGAUGUUACGUAGUGUUUUGAAGUGUGGUUCUGAAGCUAGCAGAAAAUGGAGUGCCGAGAAGCUUACAGUAUUACUCUAUCACCACAGUGGGCUAUGGACCUGCCCUGCCACUCAGCAGCUGUGAGCUUCUUGCUGGAAAGAAGUAAAGUGUAUGUUAGGUGUUUAAGGUUUCAAUAAUUAUAGUCAUAUAUCUGUUUUGAAACUCAUAGGAAGUUGGAGGUGCGUGUGUGCUUACCGUCUGCCGCAGCUCUGAGGUGAAGGCUAGAGCAGGUGUGAGGAGCACUCUGUGCUUGCUGCUCUGUGACAUGGAUGACAGUACAUCCAGAAUUCAGAGGGACAGUUUUAUGACUGUGGCCCUUCUGUUCAAUAGCUUGGUGUUGGCCAAUUUUCCUGUCCCAAUACCAGAAUGCCAAAGGAGGAGACAAUCAAGGGAGACAUUUUAGGCCAUUUCUUAAUGUUUAAGAUUUGUCAUUUUAAACCAUAAUUUUUCUUAGAACAUCUUUGAAAUUUCUAAUCACUUUGGUCAUUUAAGAAUGAGAGCUGUGAUGUAUUGAUUUAUAAAGGCAAACUUAAUGCAAAGUGGGUAACACUAAAUCCAUAGCAAAGUUUUUUUAUUAAAUUUUUAUAAAUUUUUUAAUAGUUAAUUAUGUCCUAAUUGUACUUUGGGGAGUGAGCAGCAGUAAAUACCACAGACUUAACAGUUUUCAUCCUUUUUUUAAAAUAUAUAUACAAAAGUGUAACUACUUUUUGGUGUUUAUCAAAACUAUUUAGUUGACAAGGUGCCUGUACCAUUGUUGAAAUUUUCUUUAAAUGUUAUGAAUAGAUUUGAUAAUUUAAACAAACUCCUUGAGCAGGAGUUUUCUGAAGGCUCAGAACCACUGACAGUGUUCCCUCUGACUUCUCCUCUCCUGGCAGGUUUCACACUUGCUGUCUGAGCAGGGCCAAGCAUGUCACAGGAGAGGGAGGGAAAGCCCAGCUCCCACUCACACCACAGAGACAUUUUGAAGUGACUGGUACGGCAGGCUCAGAUUUGAACACUUCUGUCUACCUAAGGUGGCACCAUCUAUAAAUGCUAACCUGUCACCAUCUCAAGGCCAGAGUAGGGAGACAGGGAAUAGACUCAUGCAGUGGAAAGGGUAGACUCAUGGAUGUGCACAGUUAGACAAAUGUGGGGUCAUCAUCAUUCUAAUAAUUUUAUAAGGAUCCUCAACUAAAUUCUGAAGUCUCCUAGAUUUUACAAUUACUGGAAGAGAUCCCUGAGUUUACCAGCCUGUUGUUCACUGAAAGCUCUUACUCUGUGCAUAAAUAUUAAAGUCUCCAAAAAGGUGAAAUGCUAAUCAUUCUUAUUUUUUUUUAACUCUUCAUUAAAUUGAAUAUGAUAUCAUUAGCUCUGCUCCAAGGGCAAAUUUUUCAAAUUCAAUAUGGGUGAAAUAUUUGCUAGUUUACAGAAAGAUUUGCUAUCAUAAACUCAAGCCGGCUCUUCUGUUUUUGUGUGAAUGACUGGGAUGCUGCCAUAAGUUUUCCUAAGGUCAUAGUUAUGAGAGAAACAUGGUUUGAGAGUGUUCCUGUCAUCUACACUAUGUGUGGUCUAGAGUUCCUGAGGUGUAGUCUCUAUCAUGACCUGUACAGUUUUGAAUGUGCACCACUACAUACUGAGAUGACACUGUACAGUUUUCCACGGUAGCAGUUUCUGUAUGCAGUAGGCUGAAAUAUUUUGAUGAACUGCUUAAUUUUUGGAUUUUAUUUUUUAAGUUGUAUAAUUUAUUUUCUUGCAAAAUAAAAGUGUAAUAUAAAACA
Molecule: messenger RNA, 5954 nt
Organism: Apodemus sylvaticus (European woodmouse)
Lineage: Eukaryota; Metazoa; Chordata; Mammalia; Rodentia; Muridae
Gene: Cul5
Product: cullin 5
Exons: 19
Coding region: 193-2760 (855 amino acids)
Biological process (GO): protein ubiquitination; SCF-dependent proteasomal ubiquitin-dependent protein catabolic process
Cellular component (GO): SCF ubiquitin ligase complex; Cul5-RING ubiquitin ligase complex
Molecular function (GO): ubiquitin protein ligase binding
Source: RefSeq, a predicted model, not a curated record